AUCGCCAAAGCCACUUCGGUGACUCGGAAUCUUCGCUCAACAUCCCAGUCUUGCCCGACACUCCCAACUAUCGCCGCCGCCCACCCCUCCCCUCCCAUUCCGGGUUGGAUGUGCAGCAGCUCGGCCAAGAAUGUGAACGCACAUCGCAGACCCCACCAUGCGGCCGGGACGGUGCUCAGCGCGCGGCAGAUCACCAGAGGCAGGUACCAUUUGCGAUCCACGCCUAGGAUGACAGCCACGCGGGGGUGA
Molecule: messenger RNA, 249 nt
Organism: Aspergillus brunneoviolaceus CBS 621.78
Lineage: Eukaryota; Fungi; Ascomycota; Eurotiomycetes; Eurotiales; Aspergillaceae
Exons: 1
Source: RefSeq, a predicted model, not a curated record